Ostrea edulis (European flat oyster) is the source of this 954-nucleotide messenger RNA. RefSeq names its product melanocortin receptor 5-like. The coding region runs from base 1 to 954 and encodes 317 amino acids. The record is from RefSeq and is a predicted model, not a curated record. The transcript has a single exon. NCBI's taxonomy places the organism in Eukaryota, Metazoa, Mollusca, Bivalvia, Ostreida, Ostreidae. Gene Ontology annotation, cellular component: membrane. Gene Ontology annotation, biological process: G protein-coupled receptor signaling pathway. Gene Ontology annotation, molecular function: G protein-coupled receptor activity.
AUGUGGAAUGGAGACAUGGCGGAAAACGCCACCCUACAUCAUUUGGAAAGUCCAUUAUUUUUUGUUUUCUCAGUUUCCUAUUUGGUGGCUGCCCUGGGUAAUGUGUUGGGCUUCUUCGUGUUGAUAAAAUGUAAAAAGCUUCCCUUACAAAUCAAAGUCUUAUCCAUAAACAUGACGGUUCCUGAUUUUCUUUUGGGGAGUGCUACAGGCAUCGCGUAUGGCGUCCAAUACGUCUAUCCCAUUUCAAAAGAAGGCGAGAGUAUUUGCCACGUCAUCUUUGAUACCUUAACAACCUUGUCCAUUCUGAACAUAACAGCUUUUGGAAUAGACCGCUUUCUAAGCUUACAGUUUGCGUUAAAAUACCAAAUUUAUACAACUACAGAACGCAUGAUAACGAUAUGUGUGGGACUAUGGAUUUUCAGCAUUAUUUCCGCUGUUGUAAUUCAGAUUUUCAAGUCUGAAUCGCUUUUAUUCAAAAUCAUUCUGCGUAGUGUGUUUCUAACCAUGUACGUUUGUUCGUAUUUGAAGAUACUGUCCAUUUAUCGAAAACACAACAGAGAAAUAAACGAUCUGCAGUCUCUAUCCGCAUCAAGAAUAAUCCACGACCAAAUGGUAUUCAGCAGGAAAGUCGUUCUCAUAACAGGACCACAUUUCGUUUUGUACCUCUUAGCGAUCAUCGUCCAUGUUGUUAUGUAUUUUAAACAAGACGUGGCGAUAUGGAAGAUGGAAUUGAUAACUUUGAGUGUUACCCUUGUCACGAUCUUCAUCAACCCAAUGCUGUAUAUAUGGCGAUUUCGAGAGUGUAGAAUUCAGCUUCUGUUGAUGCUGUGUGUAUGCGAUAGAUCACGACAUGAGAAUCUUUUAAAAGAAAGAAACAUUCUCUAUCAACCAUUUUUGGAGGUUCAACCAAAGGAAAUAACUGACAAAACACACAUGGCAUCAACCCACAUGUAA